Cariama cristata (Red-legged seriema) is the source of this 1270-nucleotide messenger RNA. RefSeq names its product fibroblast growth factor 13 (gene FGF13). The record is from RefSeq and is a predicted model, not a curated record. The coding region runs from base 97 to 834 and encodes 245 amino acids. Lineage: Eukaryota; Metazoa; Chordata; Aves; Cariamiformes; Cariamidae. Gene Ontology annotation, biological process: positive regulation of cell population proliferation; cell differentiation; positive regulation of protein phosphorylation. Gene Ontology annotation, molecular function: growth factor activity; fibroblast growth factor receptor binding. The transcript is spliced from 5 exons. Gene Ontology annotation, cellular component: cytoplasm.
CCGGCAUUGGGGACGGGCCGAGCAGCAUGCUGGCUGCGGUGCCCGCGGCCAGCGAGCAAAGCCCGUGUGCCUGACCCACCGGUGGUGCCGGGGCGCAUGGCUGCAGCCAUCGCCAGCUCCCUGAUCCGCCAGAAGAGACAAGCCAGGGAGCGGGAGAAGUCCAAUGCCUGUAAGUGUGUCAACAGCCCCAGCAAGAGCAAGGGAAGCUGCGACAAGAACAAGUUGAAUGUGUUUUCCAGGGUCAAACUCUUUGGCUCCAAGAAAAGGCGAAGAAGGCGACCAGAGCCUCAGCUUAAAGGUAUAGUAACAAAGCUAUACAGCAGGCAAGGAUACCACUUGCAGUUGCAAGCAGAUGGAACAAUUGAUGGAACAAAAGAGGAGGACAGUAGUUAUACUUUGUUUAACCUCAUUCCUGUGGGUUUACGAGUGGUGGCGAUUCAGGGGGUUCAAACAAAAUUGUAUCUGGCAAUGAACAGUGAAGGAUACCUAUAUACAUCAGAACAUUUUACACCUGAAUGCAAGUUCAAAGAAUCAGUAUUUGAAAACUACUAUGUGACGUAUUCUUCAAUGAUCUACAGACAGCAACAGUCUGGCCGGGGUUGGUAUCUGGGUCUUAACAAAGAAGGAGAAAUAAUGAAAGGAAACCACGUGAAGAAAAACAAACCUGCAGCACACUUUCUUCCAAAACCAUUAAAAGUGGCCAUGUACAAAGAGCCUUCUCUCCAUGAUCUCACAGAGUUCUCAAGAUCUGGAAGUGGGACCCCAACAAAGAGCAGAAGUGUUUCAGGAGUGCUAAACGGGGGUAAAUCCAUGAGCCAAAACGAGUCAACGUAGCCAGGUUCAGGCAAGCCAAGUGCUCUCUAAACAGAACCUUACCUCUGGAUGCAGUUGAAUUCUUACUAGCAGUCUUUCAUCCAAACGUUCAAUUGCCCAGGACAAGCCACCGAACUUGCAUAGGUCACUCGUUUAUCAGCCAUUAGAUCUACUGGUUGUCAAAGGAUAUACCCCAAUAAUGUAGAAUAUGCUUGUGCAUAUCACAAGGCACUUGGAUAGCCAGAAAACAUAACUGCGGAAUAAAUCUCGGAGAAGAAAUGUCCAGCUCUUUCUCUCUCUCUCUCUUUCUCUCUCUCUUUUUCCUAUGCUUUGUGGAAUACGAAACAAAAACAUUUCACAGCAUUCACUGCUGAUAAGAAUUUGCUUUCCAACUCAGAAAAAGACCACUUUUGCUCUUCAAAGGAAAUUUUAAUGCUUGUAUGUUUUAUAGGGGCAA